Molecule: messenger RNA, 525 nt
Organism: Adineta ricciae
Lineage: Eukaryota; Metazoa; Rotifera; Eurotatoria; Adinetida; Adinetidae
Source: the annotation of a GenBank genome assembly
AUGGAACGAUUAUUUAAUAAAAAACUAUUCUGUGAAUCUUCACAUCCAGAAUUUAACAUUGUAUGGGUCUGGCGCAGUUUUUUCGAAGGAUAUUCCAUGAUUGCCAUGGCAGUUGUUCUUUGUAAUUCUAUAUUAGGACUUGCUACUACUGCGGUGUAUAAGUAUACAGAUGCAAUAAUUAAGACCUUCAGUACAGCUUGUGCUACUGCUGUUUUAUUGUUUUUGAACUGGAGCUUGUUUAACCGUCCAACAAAUUUAAACGCUGUCUUGGGUGCUGUAGUGAUCUUUAUAUCGGCUUACAUUUACUCUUCUGCUGGAACCAUCCCACAGUUAAAUCAAAUUCAUGCAUCGUCAAACGAUCCGCAGAAUAUCACUGAUGGCGUUUCGAUGGAUCUAGAAAGAAAUGUCAAACCCAAACGACAAUUCAGAAAAAGUUUGCUAUUUUUCUGCCGAAGUCUGCUUAUUGGAGCCGUUAUUCUAACAUGCUUAUCUUCAAUUAGUUAUUUUUUGUUGCUUCGCCAAUAG